CCGGAGUCGUCGGGCGGUCCGGAGCCGCAGCAGCCCGCAGAGGAGCAGCGCUCAGCGGACACUCAGCGGCCCGUCCCCCGCCCCCAGCGCUCCCGGCCGGGGGCUCGCGCAGGCCCGGCGGGUGCGCCAGCAGCAGUGGGAGGUCGCUGGAGGAGUAUGAGCAGCGGCUCUCCUCCCAGCGCGUGAGAAAAGUUUGGCGCGUCGUCCCGCAGAGAAGUCUCGUGCGCUCCGGACAUGGCUGGCUUCACGCGGAGCCUCUUUCUUUCCGCCGCUCUGCUGCUGUCUGCGGUCCGAGCGGAGCGGCAGCAGGGCCGGGCCGGCUUCAGGAGGCUGUACGUGCUGCAGCCGGGGCCGGGGCCCGGGGCCGGGGCCGGGGCCGGGCCCGGGACGGCCCGGGUCAGCUCCAUCUCCUCGCUCCACGGCCCGGCCGGACAGCCGCACACCUUCAACCUGGAGCUGGCGGCCUCGGUGGGCGGUCCGGUCCGGACCCGCAGGAUGGGCAGCCAGGCGGCCCAGGAGCAGAUCGUGAAGCUGAACGGGGUGAACGUGUGCGGAGGCCAGUGCUGCCAUGGAUGGAGUAAAGCUCAAGGAUCGCAGCGGUGCACCAAGCCCAACUGCAUCCCUCAGUGCCAGAACGGAGGAAUGUGCCUCAGGCCUCAGCUCUGCGUCUGCAAGCCUGGCUCCAAGGGGAAGGCGUGCGAGCAGAAGACGGCGCCCGCGCACCCCUUCCCGGCCGUGCCCGGGAGCGCGCCGGCCAACGGGGCGCCGCCGCCGCCGCGGCCCAUCCCCCAGCAGGCGUCUCCCAACGCGUACGUCCCGGCCUCGGGCCCCGCCGGCGGCGUGGCGCAGAUGAAGCUCACCGUCAAGGCGGCGCCGCAGUUCGUGCGACCGCACUACAUCCAGCAGCACAUCCAGCAACAGAUCCGUCCCGUCCCGAUGCACCCCGGUCAGGGCCAGCAGUACGUCCUGAAGCCCAAAUACUACCACACACACACCACACACACUCAGACGCAUGUGCAGGCCCAGCCGGACAGGCCGAUCCCCCUCACCGUGGGACACCACAGCAUUCAUGCCGGCAACCACACGGGGAGGAUCAAGGUGGUCUUCACGCCCACCAUCUGCAAGGUCACCUGCGUCGGCGGCAGGUGCCACAACAACUGCGAGCUGGGAAACACCACCACCAUCAUCAGCGAGAACGGCCGCGCCACCGACACCCUGACGGCGCCCAACUUCAGAGUGGUGGUGUGUCACCUCCCCUGUAUGAAUGGGGGCAAAUGCAGCGCCAGGGACAAGUGUCAGUGCCCUCCUAACUUCACUGGGAAGUUCUGCCAGAUGCCGGUUCAGGACGGACACCAUCACCAGCAGCACCACCACCACCAGCAGCAGCAGCAGCACCAUCAGCAGCAGACUGUAGGAGGCUACAGCCAGACUCAGGUCCACUCCACCCACACCCUGCCCCUCACCUACAGCAACGGCCAGAGUCCCGGGUUCAGCCCCGGCAUCGUCAACAUCCACAUCAAGCACCCCCCGGAGGCGUCCGUCCAGGUGCACCAGGUGUCCCAGCUGGACAACUUCCACAGCAACGGGCACCAGCACAGCGGGGCCCAGGCGGGCUCGUCCUCCUCCACCAGCUACACCUACCACCACUCCGAGAGCAGCCAGAAGCUCCAGCACCACGGCUACAACCUGGUCUACCCCGGCCAGCACGCCUACCAGCCCCCGCAGCGCCAGCCCGUCUCCUCCAAGGCCACGCUGGGCCGCUGCUUCCAGGAGACGGCCGGCAGUCAGUGUGGGAAGGCUCUGCCGGGGCUCACCAAGCAGGAGCAGUGCUGCGGCACCAUCGGGACGUCCUGGGGAUUCCACAAGUGCCAGAAGUGUCCCAAGAAGCCAUCCAUCCCUCUGAUCGACUGUCCUCCGGGAUACAGGAGGAUCAACAGUUCCCAUUGCCUCGAUGUGGACGAGUGUCAGGAGCAGGGCCGGUGUGCUAACGGGAACUGCGUCAACACGGUGGGCAGCUUCAGGUGCAUCUGUAAGACCGGCUUCAUCCCCAACCCCACGUUCACCGCCUGCCUGCCCGACACGCCUGCUGUCCAGGAGGAGAAGGGGGCUUGCUUCCGUUUGGUCAGCUCGGGGAGGCAGUGUUUGCACCCGGUUUCUGCCGAGCUGAGCAAACAGCUGUGCUGCUGCAGCGUGGGCAAAGCCUGGGGCCCCCGCUGCGAUAAAUGCCCCCCUCCGGGAACAGCCACAUUCAAAGAGAUCUGUCCCGGUGGAAUGGGAUACACCGUUCUCCCGAAUCCUCCCGUCGUCAAGCCCGGAACGGUUUACCAGGAGCCCGUUGACCUGCCGCCGCCACAGCCGCUGCCAACGCCGGAGCGACCGGUGGAGGCGUUCGGCCACCCGGAGGAGGUCUUACCAGUGGCGACGGUCGCUCCAGACCAGGAGCUGCUCGUCCCCGCGGUUAGCAUUAGGCCGGUAGUUGACGCUGUCCUGCCCCAGCUGUCUCCGGGCGUGUCCACCGUCAAGAUGGAGGCAGCCUAUCCAGAGGUUGUUGAGAAGACGUCUCCUCCUGCUCCGGUGGAAAUCCUCCCACCCAACGCAGGCCAGGACAUCGCUCCCACCCAGUCUGCCGAGGUGGACGAGUGCCAGAUCAACCCUUAUAUUUGCGGCCCGGGAAUUUGCUACAACACACCUGAGAGCUACACCUGCCACUGCGAGCAGGGGUACCAGCUGGACGGAGCGCAGACCACCUGCGUCGAUAUCGAUGAAUGUGAGGACGGCCUGGCGUGUCCGUCUGGAAUCUGCUACAACGAGGCGGGAGGCUUCAGCUGCGGCUCCUGCUCCGGAGGCUUCCUGGCCCAGGACGGCCGCUGUGUGGACGUGGACGAGUGCCAGGACGACCAGGUGUGUGUGAGAGGCCACUGCCAGAACACCGAGGGCUCCUUCCUCUGCCUCUGCGGGCCGGGCUUCAGAGCGUCCGCCGCCGGAGACCAGUGCGACGACGUGGACGAGUGUGUGGAGGAGGCCCGGCCCUGUGAGGACGUGGGACAGUGUGUGAAUAACGUGGGCUCCUACACCUGCAGCUGUCCAAGAGGCUACCGGCAGGUCAACGGCACCAGCUGCAGAGAUGUGGACGAGUGUUUGGAGGAGGCAGAGCUCUGCUCCCCUCACGGCAGGUGUCUCAACUCGGAGGGCUCUUACCUGUGUGUGUGUGACGGCGGGUUCACCGCCAGCCUGGACGCUCCGUCCUGCGAGGACAUCGACGAGUGUGGCCUGAACGAGACUCUCUGCGGCCCCCACGGCUUCUGUGAGAACCGGCUGGGCUCCUUCAGGUGUCUGUGUGACCAGGGCUACCAGGAGUCCCCGGACCAGCAGGGCUGCGUCGACGUGAACGAGUGUGAGCUGCUGAGCAGCGUGUGCGGCGAGGCCCAGUGUGUGAACGUGGACGGCUCCUUCCUGUGUGUGUGUCCCAGCGGGCAGGACUACAACGUCAUGAUCGCCAAGUGCGAGCCGGUCCCCACAGCCUCGUCCGUGGAGCGGAAGGAGUGCUACUACCGCCUGAACGACGAGAACCUGUGCGAGAGCGUGCUGACCAGCCACGUCACGCUGCAGGAGUGCUGCUGCACGCUGGGCGCCGGCUGGGGCGACAACUGCGAGGUGCACCCCUGCCCCGUCAACGGAACCGACCAGUUCAACCAGAUGUGUCCGUCGGGAAGAGGCUACAUUCCCAGCGCAGACCUGCUGUACGGAGUCCAGACCUCGGAGAGCUACAGGGACGCAGACGAGUGCACGCUGUUCGGCCAGGAGGUGUGUAAAGGCGGCUUCUGUCUGGACACGGAGGGCAGCUACGAGUGCUACUGCAAGACGGGCCAGGACUACGACCAGGCCCGGCUGGAGUGCAGGGACAUCGACGAGUGUCUGGACGACUCGGUGUGUGUCGGCGGCGAGUGUCUGAACACGGACGGCUCCUACAUGUGCUUCUGCACACACCCCAUGGUGCUGGACCCCCACAGCAGCCGCUGCGUGUUCGUGUCCGAGGCGGCCGGGCAACGGGAGACGGAGCAGGUGGACUACCAGGGCAUCUGCUGGCAGACGGUGACGCAGAGCCUGACCUGCACCCGGCCGCUGGGGGCCGACCGCAGGACCACCUACACCGAGUGCUGCUGCCUGUACGGAGAGGCCUGGGGCAUGGACUGCGCCCUGUGUCCUCCCAGGAACACCGAUGACUACGCCUCCAUGUGUAACCUCCCGCUGAGCGGCGGCCGCCGGCCGUACGGCCACGACGCUCUGGUCGCAGCUCCGGUCCAGGAGUAUGAAGUCGGUCCGGUCUUCCUCACUCCAGACCCUCCGCCGCACGAGCAGCGCCGCCUCCCCCCGUUUCCUGAAGAGCACUCACACAAGGCCUUCGAGGGCCUGCGGGCGGAGGAGUGUGGGAUCCUGAACGGCUGUGAGAACGGCCGCUGUGUCCGGGUCCAGGAGGGCUACACCUGCGACUGCUUCGACGGCUACACCCUGGACCUGUCCCGCAUGGCCUGCAUCGACGUGAACGAGUGCUCGGAGCUGAACAGCCGGAUGUCGCUGUGCAAAAACGCCAAGUGCAUCAACACCGUGGGCUCCUACCAGUGUGUGUGUCUGCCGGGCUUCACACACUCCAGCAAGCCCAACUACUGCGUGGAGGCCCAGACAGACCAGACGUCCGCACACACACACUGAGACCGCACGCACAAGCUUGUAUUGCUAUACUUGUGAGGACGUCCGCUGAUCACACCCGCUCGGCCCAGAGCUGCGACUGUAAAACCCCAAACGGCCGGCGCUGGCGGCGUCCGCAGGUCUGCCUUCACAUCUUAAAGCCUAAAUAAACAAUAGAUUCAGUACUGAGUUCAGCUGGUUGAGGAACGGAACGUUGGCGAGCUCCAGCUCGGUGGACUGAGCAGCUUCCAUCAGCUGCCGGCAGCAGGACGUCAGAGAACACCUCCGCUUCAGCUCUGGGCUGGAAGACAGCGGUCUGGCUGCAAGUUUGGACAUUUGGUCAUUAGGUAUAGAAAUACAGCAUUAUCACACACACACGCACACACACACACACACACACACACUUGAAGAUCUGUCUUUGUGGGGCCAAACAUGAUCUCUGUCGUCUCAAAGCAUCAAACUUCGAAAUCACCCACUGCGACUGAGCUGUAGCUAAGCCCCGCCUCCUCGCUGACCGGUUAAACCACAGGAGAGGACAGGGAGGCGUUCCUGUCGGACAAGCUGUGACGCCUGCGACUCCUCAACCAGGGAAGCUAGGCGGCUAACAAGCCCGGCGCUGCUAGCAUCGUGUGAUUAAUAUACGACCAGACUGCUGAAGUUACACUAGACAUGGAGGAAAUGGGCCCAAAUGAAACAGUAAGCAGAAGAGUAAGCAGCUCUAAAGCUUUUCUGGAGGUUCAAGCUCAGAAUGUCCGAUUUCCAGGAAGUAGGUAGACCAAUGCUUUCGGUUCGUUUGAACUUGGGGACGGGGCUUAACCAAAGAUCAACUCAGCACAUAGCACUUAGAAGGAAGUUAGCGAUCUUUCCCAGCAUAGUCCAAAUAUCACCACUGUGGCGCCGCCUGGCGUCCCCCGGAGCUCAGCCAGCCUCUGACCUCUGACCUCUGACCUCUGACCUCUGACCUCAGUGCCUCGCCUCGAACUAACCUCACACACGUUAGCUCCAGUGACCAUCAGAAGUCCGUCUCUCCACCCGGCAGAGGCCUCACACCUCAAACCAGGACUGUUAGCGCCCCACAAAGACAGUAACACACCACACACACACGCACACACACACACACACACACACACACACACACACACACACACACACACACACACACACACACACAUACACAUA
Molecule: messenger RNA, 5865 nt
Organism: Salarias fasciatus (jewelled blenny)
Lineage: Eukaryota; Metazoa; Chordata; Actinopteri; Blenniiformes; Blenniidae
Gene: ltbp1
Product: latent transforming growth factor beta binding protein 1
Exons: 30
Coding region: 235-4710 (1491 amino acids)
Molecular function (GO): calcium ion binding
Source: RefSeq, a predicted model, not a curated record